Molecule: messenger RNA, 480 nt
Organism: Cooperia oncophora
Lineage: Eukaryota; Metazoa; Nematoda; Chromadorea; Rhabditida; Trichostrongylidae
Source: the annotation of a GenBank genome assembly
AUGCAGUUCAACAGUGUAGGAACGCUCUGCCCUGCACCGGCUUGCCCUGGAACGAGGUCUUCUGACGUGAUCGUUGACGAAAUGGCUGGUGUCGAAGGAAACACGGCCACACAAAUAUCUUUUGGAUCCCAUACGCUAUCUGUGCUGGACCUAGAUGAACGACAGAGGUGUGAAGCCCGUCGUGGAGCCUUUGCAUGUGUCAAUGUGGCAAGGAUGCACUUGAUCAACUGUCGUCAUCGCUUUUGCUACGACUGCCUGUCUGAAAAAAUUGAUCGCGAUGUUCACCACCUACGUACUUUGGCUCAUCGCUCGACGCACCUCAGGAACCUCUGUGCUGAAGCUGAAAAGCUCAUCUCCGAUCCUCCCAACGACAUGACAGCGAGCAAAGACGAAAUCAUUGUUGAAACCUAUUUAUAUGGAAGAGAGGCCACUAACAAGCGAAUAAUUAUUCCAAAAAUCUGCCUAGUCGGUGAGAUCUAG